AUGAACCCAUCAUCUUCAUCCCCAUCCUUCUCUUCGCCACAGCAACAACAAUCUUUGUUCCACACCAACAACAAUAACUCCAGACCACCUUCACAGCGAAGUUCCUCCGGUUCGCAACGUGAGACACCCUCCAUAAUACCCUUAGAUUAUAAUUAUCAAGUUAUGGCACCCUCAGCGUUGAGGCCACAAACCGGACGUUAUCCAACGCAUUUGCCCUCACGUUCUUCCACUCGGCAAAGUAGCAAUCCCGAAGUGGAUGUGGAUACGGAAAUUGAGCCGGCUUUUAAUUCUCUGUUUGGUGAUCCAAUACCUCCCCCACCGCCAGAUGAUUUUUUGGGUAGUGGCUUUGUUUCACCGGCCUUUUUAAGAUCCACUUCGGUGGAGCUAACCUCCGAUGAGGACCAGCUACUGAGUCAAGUUCCUCAGACGCAACGUCUAUUUCCCCAGGUACCUUAUACCAGCCUAAGGGGUAGACGAUUUUCAAACAUCUCCACACCCUCACCGAGAAAUUUUGAAAUACUACCUUCAGCCAUACCAAGGCUGAAACCACCUGACAUACAAAUACUGCCAAAUUCCAGUGGAGAUUCUUCUUCGGGUCAUCAGAAUUCACCGAAUUAUAUGCUUCUCACGCCCAGUGAAAUGUUGAGGGCUUCGUCGGGUUAUGAGCCCACGGGGUCAGAGGAUAUUGUGGAGCUGAAAGAAACCUAUACCAUAAGUGAUAAUCGUACGCUGCGAGAAUAUUCAGAGGCGAGCAGUAUCAGGAAAUCAUCGACACCGGCUAUCAGGGAGAAGGAGGAUCAGGAAGCCAAGGGCCCCUCACCGGAUGCCCUAAUGCCGCGACAAUUCUCCAAUGAAUCGUAUUCGAGCGGAGAAUGGUUUCGUCAGGCCAGUCUAGAAUAUCCCGAAUUCAAUAAAAUGCCCACCCUAAGGCCUAGUUCGAAAAAUGUUAUGUCCAUUAAGCGGGAUGAAAUGCCUCUCCGCUCUCCGGUGGCGGCCAUGAUCAAUGAUUCCAGUAGCAGCGGGGCAGAGGAAAGACUAAUGUCGAGUACCCAAGUUCUAGAUGAACCUAGCGUUUCUUUGGAUGGUUUGAGGCCACCUCUAAGGCCUCCCAGUCCUUCACCCUCCUGUCUGAGAUCCUUAGAGGAAUCACCUUCCUUGAUUCUCACACCACGGGAAUAUAUCAAGCAACGACGGAAAAGUGAAGGCGAUUCUCCUCUGCCUCCUUUACCACCACCACCCAUACCACCACAACCUCAUCUCUUGGCAGAGGAUCCCACUGAGCCUGAAACACCGCUACAGCGUCAGCGAUCACCUGUGAUAUUGAAAGACUCCAUAACAACGGGAGGAGAUUAUAGGGUUGAACAAUCCCGCCUACACAAAAAGACCUCCUUUACGAUAUUGAAUGAGAAGCCCCUACCCAUGUCUUCCCAAAGUCCCCGCUAUCAAAGGACUCGAGAGCUAAGUUCUCCCUCUCUGAUACCAGGGAGAUCGAAGGCACCCAACACCCCUCAAAAGUCACCCAUGCAGCGUAAGUCGUUAUCAUCCACCCAGCUUAAACUGCCUCAGCUAAUGCCACCCUUGGCCGAAAUGACGGUCGAAGACUCACCAAGGCCGUCGGUACAAUUCGAUAUGAGUGGGCGGUACAGCCCCAGUAAACUGCCAACCCAAAAGGGUAUUUUACAUCAACGAGAAUCCGCAACCACCACAUCCAAGCGCCGCCCCUCAACCUUGCUGGGCGAAUCGAUGGAACCCACUUCCAAAUCAAAACCCCACAUGAAAAGUAUGGAAGCAUUACCCAUGAUCACCGAUCCCUAUCGAACCUCUAUACCAAGACUGAAUCGUUCUGCCUUAGAUUUAAGACCUGAAAAGGCGGUGUUUCCUCCUGGAGCUCUACCGCGACCCAUUAAACCCAAUCCCAACCCCACGCGCAAGCAGAAAGGCCUCCUCAAAGUACUCAAUCAUGAAGAGAUUCUGGCGCGCAUUCCCUCCAAAUCAAAUUGGGCUAGUAUGGAAGAUCUGACCACAGAAGCUGCGGGGAAACCUUUAUUAUCUCCCCUGCAUGGUGAGAAAACGAGAAGGAGAUCAAGUUCAACCUCACCCUCAAGGCGUAGCUCCACACAAACCACCUCAGAUCGGCGAAGUUCCAAUCUCAGUUCUGUGACAACUUCGGAUUUUAGUUUUAGACGACCAUCCAUCUCCGGUGCUGGGGGAAAACCUCAAGCCUCCUCCACACCCCAAACUCCACGAAGAAGAAAGUCCAUAUUUCAGCCACCCAGCCCCCAGAGUAUGCGGAGGAAAUCUUCUUCAAGUUCUAGUGUGGCCAAUCUCACAACCACGGGGAGGCCGUUGAGGACCAAAAUUGCCAAACCCACACCCCUGUCUCCGAUUAUUGGCACUCCCAAUAAGGAUAGCAGUUCCGCGCAAAGUCCCACCCAUGCAAUGAGAAUGGGAAUGGUGGGACCACCUUCAGAUAGUUUAUCGGAUAGUAAUUCACGUCGGGACUCCUUGUCGAAAAUUCCCGUCAGAAGUCAAACAAAUUCAAGGGCAAGUUCACGUUUGGAAAUGCAGGAAUCGCGGGCGGCAUCGAGAUCAGGUUCACCAAUGAAGGAGAUAGGGGAUGAUAGUAUGGACAUGCCGGGAGGGAUGAUAGAUUAUGGUGGCGCCCAACCGGGAAGUCGGUCAGGUUCCAGAGCGGCGGAGUAUGGUGGCGCCCAAGCGGGAAGUAGAUCAGGUUCCAGAGCGGCAGAGUAUAUUGGAGCCCAACCUGGUAGUAGAUCAGGAUCCAGAGUGGCAGAUUAUAGUGGCCCCCAACCGGGAAGUAGAUCGGGUUCUAGGGCGGCAGAUUAUACUGGCGCCCAACCUGGUAGUAGAUCAGGUUCCAGGGCGGCAGAUUAUACAGGCGCCCAUCCCGGUAGUAGAUCGGGUUCCAGGGCGGCAGAGUAUGGUGGCGCCCAACCGGGUAGCAGAUCAGGCUCCAGAGCGGCAGAGUAUGGUGGUGCCCAACCGGGCAGUAGAUCUGGUUCAAGAGCAUCACAAUAUGGUGGCGCCCAACCUGCCAGCCGUUCGGGUUCCCGAGUUUCCUUGUAUGCUGGAGCCCAACCAGAGGAAGGAAGCGACACAAGAGUAGAUUCCAGAUCACAUUCUCGUGCAGAAGAAAUGGGCCAAGCAAGAAGGGAAUCAAGAGCUGGAUCUCGAUUAGAUGAGAGGUCACAAUCAAGAAUAGCAUCACGCACAGGAUCACGUGUUGGUUCUCGCUCCACCUCAAGAGCAGGUUCACGAGCUGCCUCAAGAGCCGAAUCACGCAGUCAUUCACGUUCCCAAUCCCGAGCACCCUCACGUUCAACUUCGAGAGCAUCAACGCGACCCAUUUCCCUACCUGGCUCUCGGCCUCAAUCACGAAUGGAUUUGGCCAAGGAAAUUGCCAACUCUCGAUCGAAUUCCCGACUGAGUAUGCAUUCUGUGCAGCGGGGUGGUGGUAGUAUAUCUCCUCAGGGUCAACGGAAAUCCUCGAGUAAAUCUCCAGCAGGAGGUAGGCGGAAAUCCAUAUCUGUUAGUCCAAAGAGGAGCACACCAAGGAGAUCCGCAUCGCGGAGAAGUUCCAUAAGUCCUCAGCGUGCUAAAUCAAAAAGUCGUUCACGUAGCCGCAGUAAAUCUAGAACGAGUCCGGAGAGAUUUUCACGGUCCCGCAUCCCCGUGAGUCAUAAAGACGAACGAAGAUCUUCACAGAAGCGAAAACCCCCAAUACCGAGUACAGAUAUCAGGCGUACCUCCUCGAUAAAAGGAAAGUCAGCAGCAGGAAAGCCUCAGACAAGUGCCAAAAAGACACCAACUUCGGUACGCAAAGCCGAGGCUGGAGCACGGAGAACUCCUUCCUCUGUGAGAAAACCGGUUGGGGCAAGUAAAAAAGAAACACCAACGGCAGCAAGGAAAUCGGAAACCCGGAAACCAGCCAUACCCAAAAGAGAACCCUCCAAUCUCUCUAAGAAACCUGCAGGACCUGCCACUCUCAAGAAAAGAGAACCCUCCUCCAUGAACUUGAAAAAGAAACCCGGAGAAGGGAAACCUGGCACCACCACAGGGACCAAGAAAACGGACGCAACUAACAAAAAACAAACUGGAGCUCAAGCUGCGGCUGCGUCUUCCAGUAAAUCUGAAAUGUCUUCCUCCCAGGCCAUGGCGAAACCUUCCAAAAGUGAUAUGGCCUCAACCUUUGUGGUACAAAAGAAUGGAGAACCCACAGCGGCAACAGCCACGGCCACUGCAGCAGUGGCAGCUGCCGAUGUGGCCACUCUCUCCGCAUUGAAGAGACAACCCUCAUCGAUGUCUUUGAUGCGUGUAAGUUCGAAAAUAAGUCUGCUCGGUAAGAAACGAUCCGAUAGUAAUCUUAGCAAGAAAACUUUGGACCUUAUUGUCCCUCAAACCCCUGGCAAGGCGAAUGAGAAACGAGGUAAGUCCACAACUCCAUCUCCAACCAAACAACUACUCGAUGAAUCUGGAUCACCAUUACCCGCAGCGUCAAUUUUAGAAAAGUCACAAAAAACUUUGGAAAAUAUUCAAAAAACUGUUACCGAGGCCACGGAAGAGAUACAGAAGACCAUUAGCGAAAAUCUCACCGAUCUAAGGAGUUUUGAACAAGACAUGGGCCUUACCUCAGAUAGUGGAGCCUCACCCACACCCAGUAUUACAACGGUGGUAGAAAAGAAACCAGCUGGCGACAAAUCAACCGGUGAAUCCGUAUCACGUUUAGGUACAGCAGAAGAUCCCAACGCACAGGCAGGGCAAAAAUCCCCUAUGCCCCCCACGCAACCUAUAGAAGCCUCUGUCUCCGUGCUAAAUGCCGGUGAUGCUUCACAGAUGACACCAACGCAAAUGUCAGGCGGUAGUGUGGAUUCAUCUUCACAUCAUGCAGAUAUUUCAAAAGCCUCAACAGCGGCAGCAGGACCAGCUGCCACCGGUCCUGGAACAUCAGAAAGGGUUAGUGAACGUAGUGCUAUUUCAGUAAUGCCAGAAGUUGAAUGUGAAAGUGCAAAUUUGCAGAAUUACGAUGUGAUUUCUGGAGAACCGGAUGCCAAUGUGAUGUCUGCUGCUGUGGAUUCGGGAAAGCCCACCAGUGGUGCCGAUAGUGCUGACGAUGACUAUGCAGCGGAAGCCAAACGUAGAUCUCCUGAUGGUCAGGGUGGUUCGCAUGGUGGCAGUGGUAAAGGUUAUGCCCCUCUUGCAGCAAACGAGCGAUAUAUAUCCCAAAAAUUGCAUGUCAGGGUUCCCUCGAAGAAUCAUUAA
Messenger RNA from Musca vetustissima, 5280 nucleotides. RefSeq names its product protein stum-like. The transcript has 6 exons. The record is from RefSeq and is a predicted model, not a curated record. Bases 1 to 5280 code for a protein of 1759 amino acids. Lineage: Eukaryota; Metazoa; Arthropoda; Insecta; Diptera; Muscidae.